GCAACUUUGACGUCAUUGCUUAAAUGAAUCUCGCGCGCAUUUACCUGUCCUCUUAUCAUCAUGUCUUGUAGGCGAAGACGAUCACAUUUAAAUCCAGGUCCCAGUGACCAAACGAGCAACAUUGAGCAGCUCGCCUUCAAAUACAAGGAGAAGUGUAAAGUGGAAUCCAGCACUGAUUCUGACUCAGAGAUUAGCCCAAGAUGGUCAGACACCAGCACAAUGGAAUGUGUGAGCAGCGCACCCGAAAGUGGCAGCUUAAGAUGGACGUUACCACUCCUACAUGGAAAAACGGAACGGCAGAGAUGUUACUCUUUGUUUUUGGACCCGUAUGACGGGAGCUCGGAGGAUUCUGACGAGAUCAUCGCGGAUCCCGGUGCCCUAAGCAGGCGAACCAGGCAGCAUGGAAAAGGAGGUCACGUCUCGCAUCACAGCAGGCGUUUUAUCUUUCAUCCUUCUCCGCCCACUGGUUUCAAAUCAGCAGAAGCUUCAAGGGAGCAGGAGCAUCGCCUUCUGGGUGUGCGCAUGAAAUGCGUGGACGUCUCUGAGGUUUGGAUGUGCGAACAGAGCCAAGAGGUGACCGGUGUCCAAGCGGCAGCAGCGGACUUCAAAGUGUUCCGCCGAAUUCACGACGACACCACGAUUUCCGAUAACUUCUCUGAGAGAUCGAGCGGGUCGUGUAACCUCCGAGUGGUUUCCAAGAGGAAGCUGGCUGUGCCCGCAGCGGAUGGAUUGGAGCAAAGAAAGAAGCAGUGUGUGGUUCAGAUGGAAGAAGAACAAGAGGGAGGAGGACACUCUGCUUCAAUUAGAUGCUAAAUGGGUCCUGUUCUACUGACUUUGCAAUGCACUUUACUGCACUCUUUAGAAAUGGUUCCACCUCAAUUGUUACAGGGAAAAAAAACACACUACGACAGUUGAAUUAGUUGUUCUUCGCAGAGGAUAAAGAAUAUGUGCCUGCAAGUAUUGUUUUAUUAUGGGAACGUUUACGUUCUGUUUUGUUGUUACUUUAAAGCAACACCAAUAGAUGCUAAUUGUUAGCCUGUGUGCUUAAAGACGUUUCUAUUGUAUGUUAGCAUUGUUUAAAAUACAGCGUUCUUGUUGUUUGACGUUUAAUUUGGCAGGAACUUCAAUAUUCAGUAAUUAUAUCUGCUAAACCUACAUUUAUUUUGUAGUGAGUCGAGUCAUCCAAGUAUUUGCGCUUGCAAGUCAAAGCAAAAAAAGAACUUAUUUCAAUUUGUACAAUAUGUUGGUAUUUGGAGUGUGUUUAUUGGUUCUGUGUUCUUUUGAAACUGUUGAGGUGGUCAUACAGUACUGUAAAAUAAAUUCAAGCACUCAAUGAUGCAAAUAUUUGUGCUCACCGACCAAAUACUUUUUUUUUUUUUUUAAACAAAUGGGUCAAGUAUAUUUAAUGUGGUAUAAAAUUAUAAAACGUUUAAUGUAUAAAAACUUUAUUUUGAAUGUAGUGGAUUUAACGCAAAACUCACCACAGGUGGCUAAUAAUGCAACAAAUAUUACAGAAAUUAAAAUGAUUCACAG
Messenger RNA from Corythoichthys intestinalis (scribbled pipefish), 1533 nucleotides. RefSeq lists its product as uncharacterized. The transcript is spliced from 5 exons. Bases 61 to 813 code for a protein of 250 amino acids. Lineage: Eukaryota; Metazoa; Chordata; Actinopteri; Syngnathiformes; Syngnathidae. The record is from RefSeq and is a predicted model, not a curated record.